CUCUGCAUCCAUCCAGCGACUGAGAGAUUCUCCUGUUUCUAAUUCUAAGGAUUUCAAGAGUCCUAGCUCCGUAUUGUCCUGGAAAGGAAGAAAAAAUGGCAACCAAAGUGGCACUCCUGGUCGUCUCAGCUCUAAUUGCUGUGGCUGCAGCCUAUCCGUGGGACCCUAUAGCGGACGCCGCUGCUCUCGAUGAAGGGGCGAAGGCGGCUAAUGUCGUUCCCUGCUUCUGCGUGGAGGAUGAGACGUCGGGAGCUAAGACGUGUAUACCAGACAAUUGUGAUGCUUCCCGCGGAACUAACCCGUGACCGCUCAGCAGCAAAUGCUAAAGAAACAUUCAGACUCAAAUGUAGCUAGUUUAGUAUUGGGUAGAAUCGCACAUUUUCUCAGUGAUCGUUUGUCGUUCAGCGUUCGCGCUUGCAUGUUUCGCCACGAGCGGACACAACAUUUCCGCGUGCUUUUAGCGCGAGGAUUAGCGAU
This is a messenger RNA of Geodia barretti, 477 nucleotides long. The record is from the annotation of a GenBank genome assembly. NCBI's taxonomy places the organism in Eukaryota, Metazoa, Porifera, Demospongiae, Tetractinellida, Geodiidae.